Messenger RNA from Coprinopsis cinerea okayama7#130, 1326 nucleotides. RefSeq lists its product as hypothetical. Gene Ontology annotation, cellular component: cytoplasm. The transcript is spliced from 9 exons. Lineage: Eukaryota; Fungi; Basidiomycota; Agaricomycetes; Agaricales; Psathyrellaceae. The record is from RefSeq and is a predicted model, not a curated record. Gene Ontology annotation, biological process: mitochondrion distribution. The coding region runs from base 1 to 1326 and encodes 441 amino acids.
AUGAUCCAUCCAGGGAACUUUGGUACCGCCAAGCGGACCAACACCCUUGGAGGGCUCAAUGAAGAGCCAAUAGAGCACGGAUUAUGGAAUGGGAAUGUUCAAGAAAUUCGGCAAUCUCCUAUGGUCCCAAGUGCUUACCAGCGUCACCUGCUUGAUAGCGAGGCGGAUGGACCUGACACGAGCCUCACAUUCGAUAAGGACGACGUGAGAUUCUGGUCGGACUACAGCCGAGUGUACUACACUCCCGGAACCAUGCAAGAAAUACCUGAACCGCCUGAUCGCGAACGGAACUGGGCCGUCGGCGUCGAUUUGUUUAGGCGUUACAAUGAGGAGUCCGAUCUCAUGGAGGGUUCCGUCCGGCUGUCCCUGGAAGAGUGCGACACGCUGCAGGGGCUGCAAUUGAUGAGCGACUGCGAUAGCUUUGGAAACUUCACCUCCGAAUUUCUAACUGCGUUCAAAGACGACUAUGGGAAGACCACGGCACUUGUGUUCGCAAUGAUGUCUGGGUCCGCGAUGGAAAACGGUCCUGACACCAGUAAUCCCCAGGGAAUCAAGGCUGCGAUGUCCGAUGCCCUCUCCCUCCGCGCAUAUCAUGAUUUAGCUUCCCUGACUAUUCCAAUCCAACCUCCGCCUCGGUGGGGAACAGAGGCUUUCUCCGAUGUCCAAAAUGCCAACAAUGUGAAAACGAAUAUCUAUUAUUCGUCUGCGAUUCUUGCCACCCACAUAGAGACUUCCACGUUGCCUCUCAGAUUGGGACAUGAAACUCUCCCCAGUUUCACGAGCAGGCUGAAUUGGCAAGCACCUAAUCCAUUUGGAGAGCUUCUCGGGAACUUCCCUCUGUCAUCGGUAUCUGAUCAGAGAUUGCGCAACUUCGCCAAUUUUACAUGGCCAAUGUCGCGGAUGGAGGCAGACCGGUAUUCCCGGGUCGAUGUAACGCGAGGAUUAACCGACAACGACCUUCGAAUAUACGAUGCCCAACACUCUAAUCUAACCGCUUUACAGUCUGUAGUUCGAUUCCAUGGCCUCCCAUACCCUCUUCCGACCUCGUUCCCUUCUUCGCUAUGGUUGGAGAAUGCGAUCUCGCCGCGGCCCUCUCCUCAGUCCCUGCCCACUGUCAAAGGUAUUUCGUCCCUGACGACCAGGACUACUCUGGCGCCGUUCUUCAAGCAAUACGCGGCGUUCGUGGACGAUUGUCUGCGCCGAAAGAAUGCCACAGCACUGGGCAUGGGUCUUGACUUGGACGAGCUGAGGGAGGUUGGAAACGAUCUCUGGAGUAUUCACGACAACUAUUCCGAAAACGACGACUUAUCUCAAGAAUCCAUGUAA